Messenger RNA from Carica papaya (papaya), 1959 nucleotides. RefSeq names its product glutathione gamma-glutamylcysteinyltransferase 1-like. The record is from RefSeq and is a predicted model, not a curated record. NCBI's taxonomy places the organism in Eukaryota, Viridiplantae, Streptophyta, Magnoliopsida, Brassicales, Caricaceae. Gene Ontology annotation, molecular function: glutathione gamma-glutamylcysteinyltransferase activity; metal ion binding. Gene Ontology annotation, biological process: cellular detoxification of cadmium ion; response to metal ion; phytochelatin biosynthetic process.
UUUUUAGGCGGCGGGGCAUUCGUCGAAGUCUCCUGUUUGAACUGAGCCGAAUCCCUAGCUCUGGGAGGCAGUAAAUUGACGUUCUAUUUUUUUCUUUUUCUUUCCCAAGUUAAAAAUCGAAGAUUGAAAGAGAGCUAGCGAGUGAGAGUUUUUUUUUUUUUUUUCAAAUAAAAUCGAAGAAAAACGUCAGAUCAAAAAUGGCGACGCCUGGUUUGUAUAGGCGACUUCUUCCGUCUCCUCCAGCAAUCGAUUUCGCUUCCUCCGAAGGGAAGCAACUUUUCAUCGAGGCAAUUCAAGAUGGUACAAUGGAAGGCUUUUAUAGGUUAAUUUCAUUCUUUCAGACGCAAUCCGAGCCUGCAUAUUGUGGAUUGGCCAGCCUUUCCAUGGUCUUGAAUGCCCUUGCUAUUGACCCUGGAAGAAAAUGGAAAGGACCUUGGAGGUGGUUUGAUGAAUCAAUGUUGGACUGUUGUGAGCCUCUAGAAAAAGUUAAGGAGAAGGGUAUUUCCUUUGGCAAACUUGUAUGUUUAGCUCAUUGUGCUGGAGCAAAAGUUGAAGCUUUCCGCACAAAUCACAGUACCAUAGAUAAUUUCCGUAGUCACGUGCUGAGAUGUUCCAUUUCUGAUGACUGCCAUGUGAUCUCAUCUUAUCAUAGAGGAACAUUUAAGCAGACUGGAACUGGUCAUUUUUCACCUAUUGGUGGUUAUCAUGCUAAAAGGGACAUGGCACUGAUUUUGGAUGUUGCACGUUUUAAGUAUCCUCCACAUUGGGUUCCGUUGACUCUUCUUUGGGAAGCUAUGGAUAGUGUUGAUGGAACAACUGAGCAGCGAAGGGGGUUCAUGCUUAUAUCUAGGCCACACAGAGAGCCCGGAACACUUUAUACUCUGAGCUGUAAGCAUGAGAGUUGGGUCAAUGUUGCAAAAUAUCUAAUGGAUGAUGUUCCUUUACUUGUAACGUCAGAGGAUGUGAAAGAUAUUCAAAAAGUCAUUUCAAUUGUUCUCAUGUCACUCCCAUCAAAAUUUGAAGAGUUUAUUAAGUGGGUGGUGGAGGUUCGCAGGCGAGAGGAUGGCAAUCAGAGUCUAAGCUUAGAAGAGAAAGGAAGACUAACUGUGAAGGAACAGGUACUGAGACAAGUCCAGGACACAGAACUAUAUAAGAAUGUGGCAGCAUUUGUUUCUUCUACGAGUUCAUGUUGCAGAAGCAAGUCAAAUUUGGGUCACGAAGACAAACUUCCUGAUAUUGCUGCCAGAGUCUGUUGCCAAGGAGCAGAAAUUCUGGCAGGGAAGUACAGCUCUUCUUCACAGUAUUGCUGUAAGGAAACAUGUGUGAAAUGCUUCAAGUAUAACGGUGACAAGCCCGUUACAUUGGUCUCUGCAACUGUAGUAGAUGGUAGCAGUGAGCAGGGGGUUGACAUGCUGCUUUCUUCAUCUCAAAUGAAAAUGAAUUGUUGUGGCUGUGGCCCAAAUAACUUCAUUGGUAUGUACCCAGCAGGUAGCGAUGUACUAACUGCACUUCUGCUUGCCUUGCCUCCCGAAACAUGGUCUGGCAUAAAAGAUGAGAAGCUUGUGCAAGGAAUGUAUGCUCUUGUUUCAAUUGAACAUCUUCCCACUUUGCUUCAAGAAGAGGUUUUGCAUCUAAGGCGUCAGCUCUUCCUUCUCAAAAGAUGUCAAGAAAACAAGAUGGAUGAGGAUCUCGGUGCACCCACAUGCUAGCCCUUGCUAUUCCAGUUUCUUAUUUUUCUCGAUGGCUUAUUCAGAUUUGUAAAGCAUUAUGUAUCACUGAAUUUAUUAACCUGUUGUAUUCUCAUUUUCUCGACAACCUACUCAGACCUGCAGAGUCUUAUGUAUCACUCUGGGAAGGCUAUUUCUUGCCCUGUUCUCUGUUUGCUUACCGUGAAGACAGACAUAUGAAUUAUAUGUUGGAGAAUAAAAUUUCUUCAUGAGCAUCAUCAAAUUUAUUGAA